AUUUAAUUUGACUUUUUUCUGCAUUUUUUGUGUAUUAUAUAAGGAAUAUUUGAUUUCCAUUGAUUUAAAAACAAUAAUAAAUUUGGGUUAAAAAUUAAUGCUUAUGCUAGUAUCCAACAAAUUUAUUUAAUCUUAAUAAUAAAUAUGUAUUCAUUUGAAAUUUGAUGUUUAUUGUUAAUAUAAUAUAUAAUAUUUUAAUAAAUAUUUGUGAUAGGUAUUUCACGUGGUAGAUAAAAUGUACUACACAUCUUCCGAUGAAAAAAUCUUAUAUCGUUUUUAACCCUACUUUUUUCAGUCCAAUUAAGAAACACAUUUCAAACAGUUAUACACUAUACUUUAUUUUAUAAUCAGGCCUUUUUUUAGAAAAAUUUUGACAAACGUUGCUUUUACAAAGAACUGGUGCAUUUCGGUCGGGCCUGCGUUCGGACACCAAUAUUCCAGCAUGGGUGCAUUCAAAAUUCUAGAGACGCCGAUCAAAAGCGAGAGCGAUAAGAAAGAUUAUCGUGUCAUUGAGCUGGGAAAUGGUUUGGUGGCAUGUCUAGUGUCUGACACUAGCGCAAUUCAAGAAGAAGAAAGUGACGAUGAAGAGUGUGAAUGGGAGAGUGAAAGUGAAUCAGAGCAGGAGAGCAGUGAAGAAUCAACAUCUGAUGCAACAGAGUUUGAUGAUGAAAAAGUUCACAAACAGGUUCCAGAACAAAAACUAGCAGCUGCUGGUUUGUGUAUUGGUACAGGCAGUUUCCAUGACCCACCUGAAGUGCCUGGUCUUGCCCAUUUCUUAGAACAUAUGGUUUUCAUGGGUAGUGAAAAGUUUCCUACCGAAAAUGAUUUUGAUUCAUUCAUACAAAAAUCUGGCGGAUCCGAUAACGCCGCUACGGAUGCGGAGACCACUUGUUUUUAUUUUGAAAUUCUGGAAAAACAUCUCUUAACUGCUUUAGACAAGUUUGCGCAAUUUUUUAUAUCGCCACUUAUGAAAAAGGAAGCGAUAUCUCGGGAAAGGGAGGCAGUUGAGUCAGAGUUUCAGAUGGCGAUGCCAAACGACUCGAAUCGCAAGGAACAGCUAUACAACUCCAUGGCCCGUCAAAACACCCCGGUAAACUCGUUUGCUUGGGGCAAUCUCAUAACGCUCAGAGACAACAUCGCGGACGACGAUCUUUAUGCAAAACUGCAUGCGUUCAGAGAACGACACUAUUCGGCACAUCGCAUGACGCUUGCCAUUCAAGCCAGAUUGCCACUUGACACGCUACAGGAGUACGUUGUUCAAUGUUUCUCCAACGUUAAGAACAACGGAAUUGCCCCCCCAGAUUUGACCAUUCACAAAAACGUUUUCGACACGCCGGAGUUCAGAAGGGUCUACUACAUGCAACCUACCAAAGACAUCUGCCAGUUGGAUUUGACUUGGGCUCUGCCGCCGUUGAAAUCAAAGUAUUUGACAAAGCCACACGAAUAUCUGUCUUAUUUGUUGGGCGACGAGGGAAAGGGUAGCAUUCUCUCCUAUUUGAAGAAAAAGGUUUGGGUUUUAGGUAUAUCGGCGGGAAACAGCGGCUCCGGUGUUGACGACAAUAGCGUCUACUCCUUUUUCAGUCUCAAUCUGGUCAUGACUGAGGAAGGAAUGACCCACAUGAACGAGGUCAUUGAUGUGGUAUUUUCCUAUCUGAACAUGUUAAAACGGUUGGGACCUCAGAAGCGGAUAUUCGAUGAGAUCAAACACAUCGCCGACACCUCCUUUAAAUACCGCGAUGAGGAGAGCGCGAGCGACUACGUGGAAGAACUGUGCGAGGUCAUGCAGUUUUAUCCGCCAAAACAUUAUUUGUGCGCCGAAGAACUUCAAUUCGAAUACAACGAACAGGACAUUACUGAUGUUUUAAACCAACUAACUGCCGAUCGGCUUAAUAUCCUGGUGAUGUCCUCCAAAUUGCCCGCAUCGAUACCUAUGAACAAGAAGGAGAAGUGGUUCGGAACGUCGUAUGCGGAUCGGGACAUUCCGUCCGAUCUCAUCCAUAGGUGGAACGCCGCCAAAGAAAUACCGGAAUUAGACCUUCCAGUUCCUAAUAAAUAUCUGACUGAAGAUUUUGACGUGCUUCCGGUUCCCGAAAACCCUUCCAAGUAUCCAGUGAAAGUCUGGGAGUCGCCCGCUGCCGAACUAUGGUACCGACAGGACGAUGAGUUCAGACAACCCAAGGCCUAUUAUUAUAUUUAUAUGAUUAGUCCUAUGAUUAUGGAGUCGGCUUCUAGCUCUACAAUGUUAGAUAUGUUGUUUAAUCUGUUGGAGUUUGGAAUAGGCGAAGAAUUGUAUCCGGCGAUAAGCGCCGGUCUCUCCUACAAAUUCGGAUCUUACGAACGAGGACUUUUACUGAAGGUGAGCGGCUAUAACGAAAAACUACCUUCAUUGAUUUGCGUGCUGGUCAAUCACAUGAAGAGCUGUCGAAUCGAUCGUGAAAUUUUCGAAGCGGUCAAACGAAAACUGAUAGACAGAGACUUCAAUCGUUUAAUCCGACCCAACACUCUGGCAAAGGAUGUGAGAUUGAAUUUGUUGAUCGCAAAUACAUUCGGGCCUAUGGAAAAGUUUAAGGCGGCCUCCGAAUUGACCUACGAGCAAAUGGUGGAGUUUACCGAGAAGUAUUUCAAAAAUUUGUACGUGAAAACUUUGGUGCAAGGCAACGUUUCGGAAUGUGUCGCCAAGGAGACAAUUCAACAUUUGGUGCAAGUUCUCGAUUGUCAACCGAUCGGAGAACAAUCAUUUCCGCAUUACACGGUCAUUGAGGUUCCAAACGGCCAACAUUGUUGCAGAGUUCAGAAUAUGAACCCAAACGAUUCGAACUCCAUUAUCACUAAUUAUUAUCAAAUAGGUGAAAUGACUUUAAGAACCAACGUGAUUUUAGAGUUAAUUAUGCUUUUUAUUGAAGAACCUCUUUUCGAUGAACUUCGAACCAAGCAGCAGUUGGGCUAUCACGUAACGGCUUCGUUGAGGGACACGUUUGGAAUUUUAGCUUACACAAUCAUGAUAAACACCCAGGCGACCAAAUAUACUACCCAACACAUCGACUCACGAAUCGAGAGUUUCGUAAAACAUGUCCGUAAUUUAUUGAAACGUCUGAAAAAGGACGAACUAGAAGAACUGAAAACGACGCUGAUCAAAAUGAAGCGGACCAAGGAUGUGGACAUGAAACAAGAGGUGGACAGGAAUUGGAGUGAGAUUACAGAGGGUCAUUACAUGUUUGAUAGGCUGGAAAAAGAGAUUGAAUUGGUUGGUGGAAUUGGACUGGAAGAUCUAAAGCAGUUUUGGAAUGAUUAUAAUUUAGGCGGCAGAAAGUUUAAGAAGCUGAGCGUUCAAGUUGUUGGUCAUGACGUGAAUGCUGUACCAGGAUCGGGCGAUAAAGAAAAGAAUUUGAAUCUGUCGUUGCUGGGUUCGGAAACAUUAGCCACAUCUGAAGAAAAGGACAAAGAUUAUUUCAUCUUGGAAGUGGACAAAUUCAAAGAAGCUGCUCCGAAAUUCCCUAUCAAGAAAGAAACAAUCUUCCAAAAAUAAAUCCUUUUACCCAUAAAACCAAUGAAA
Molecule: messenger RNA, 3553 nt
Organism: Aethina tumida (small hive beetle)
Lineage: Eukaryota; Metazoa; Arthropoda; Insecta; Coleoptera; Nitidulidae
Product: nardilysin
Exons: 14
Coding region: 443-3526 (1027 amino acids)
Biological process (GO): proteolysis
Molecular function (GO): metal ion binding; metalloendopeptidase activity
Source: RefSeq, a predicted model, not a curated record